Molecule: messenger RNA, 6144 nt
Organism: Porites lobata
Lineage: Eukaryota; Metazoa; Cnidaria; Anthozoa; Scleractinia; Poritidae
Source: the annotation of a GenBank genome assembly
AUGCGCGACCACAGAAGGACAUGUAAUUGCAGAAACAAGAACCUUUGCCCUCUUGAUGGAAAAUGUCUCACAAAUAAUGUCAUCUGUUAUGAAGCAAGAGUGUAGCGUGAUUGUGAGAUGGCGUGAUUUUAUUCCUUUGAUUUUGUUAUUAAUAGUUUCACUCGUCUGUCAGAGCGACAGAGAACUUGAUGACAGAUCGCAUUAAAAUCUAAAGCUUAUAGAUUCAAGAAAGUCACGAUUUUGUGUAGUGUGUGAGCGAGCCGUUGUACUGUGAGGAUCGAAGCUGUCAAAUAAACCCUGUUUUACUUUAAAACUGUGAUAUCGUGAAGAACGGCCCUUCGGCAUUCACGACAAAGUGGCACCUCCGACGGGACAGAGAGAAUAAUGAGACGCUUAUCGGAAAACUGAAAGCAAAACUACAGCUUUUGGAGCUCACCCAAGAGAAGAGAGAGGGUAUUAUUAGUACCGGGAUCACCGAGAAAAUUCGUCGACACAAAGAAGCUUUACAGAGCAUUGUUAUCGGCGCGGAAGAAAUAAAGAGAGAGGUCGAACAAGCCAAGCUUGAAGGUGGGGAGGCCUUAGACGAAGUUAAAGAAUGGGGGAAAGAAUUCGAAUUGAAAGUCGACGCCGCAGAUACGAAGGUCACCUUACUCGAAGAGCGUGUGAAACGAAUGGUGGCUGAAGCGGAGAAUGAAGAAAGAGAAACGAAGGAGACCCUGUUGGCCUGCCAGCGUGAAGAACAAUUAAAGUUCGAAAGACAGCAACUGGAGCAGAAGGCAGAGUUCAAAAAGGAAAAGGUUGCCUCUCCGAGUAAACAGAAUGUCAAACUUCUGAAGCUUGUCAUCACGAAGUACAAUGGAGCUCUUGAGAACUGGUUGGCAUUUUGGAACAAAUUUGAGGCGGAGAUUGACAAGACGGAUCUACCAGCAGUCACGAAAUUUGCCUAUCUCAAGGAGCUAGUAGAGCCACGCGUUCGUAAAGGAAUAGAUGGCCUUCCCUUCACUACAGAGGGAUAUGAGCGCGCAAAAAGUAUUUUGAAGAGUAAUUAUGGGAAGAUGAGCGAGAUCGUGAACGCAUAUAUUGAAAACAUUCUUGCGCUUCCAUUCAUUUCCGGAACUCAACCGGCCAAAGUACACGACUUCUAUGAAGCUUUGCUCUACAAUGUUCAGUCGCUUGAAACAUUAGGAAAAACCUCUGAAUGCGUGGCAUUGGUGCGUGGUAUUUUGAAUGAAUUGCCCGGAAUUAAAUCUGAAUUAGUACAGGGUCACCCAGAAUGGCAGUCGUGGAAUUUCACGCAAUUGCUUAACGUGCUUCGUGAAUGGAGGGAAAUCCAUCCCCGAGAAAAUGUGAAGUCACGCGACACCUUAAGAAGUUUUCAUGUGGAGGAACGCAACGGAAAUGCGACACGUGGUUGUGUUUACUGCUGUGGAGUAUCGCACAAAGCUAAAGAUUGUACCACCAUUACUAGCGUUGAAGAUCGUAGGAAAUAUCUGCAGGAGAAAAGGCUGUGCUUCAAUUGUACUGGGCCGCAUAGAGCAACCAAUUGUCGGAGAUGAGGAAACUGCGCGAAUUGCAAGGAGAGGCACCACACCUCAAUCUGCGACCAAAAUAGCCAACUAUCAAGUGAGGGGACAGCAAUGACAGCCGCACACGUGGGGGAGAAAGUUUGCCAUCCAGUUGUCGUUGUUAAAGUCAACGGAGUCAAAUGCCGCGCAUUGCUCGAUACUGGCGCUACUGGAACCUACAUUUCAGCUUUGUUGGAGGAUCUUUUGAAAGCUAAACUAGCUCGGACCCUUAUGCACGGUAUCAAGACGAUGAUGGGCCUGGUUACCAAGCGCAUUGAGACUUAUGAUGUUAACAUCAGUGACACUUAAGGAAGGUUUACGCUGCCAGUCUGCACUACGAAGAUUGAACAACGAGAACUUUUAUCGCUAGAGAACCCUAACUAUCCAGAAAUGCUGAAACGUUAUUCACAUCUUAAGGGAGUGCAAAUGGAAGAAACUGACACUAAGAAAAUUCUCCCCAUCCAUGUUAUACUUGGCGCUAAUGAGUACACAAAAAUCAAGAUGGCUGGUUAUCAACGUGUAGGAGAAAUUGGAGAGCCCAUUGCUGAACAAACCAGGUUCGGCUGGACAAUAAUGUCUUCUGGUGCUGAGGUGGAUAUUGAAAACAUGUUCCUCACACAGACAUCAGCUGCCGACUAUGAACAAUUGUGCCGCUUGGAUGUCCUUGGGUUGGAAGACACGCCCAUUGGUGACCAGAGAGUCGUGCACCAGGAGUUCCUUGAACAACUAAAAUGCUGUCCAGAGGGGUGGUACGAAACAGCUCUCCCAUGGAAAGGAAACCAUCCCCCCUUGCCAGACAAUAAGUUGGGUAGCCUCAAACGCCUUGCAACCCUUUUACAUCGAAUUAAACGAAACGGCAAGUUAGAAGAGUAUGAUACUAUAAUCCGUGAGCAGCUUGAAGAGGGGGUUGUAGAGGAAGCAGAAAUGCCCGCUAAAGGAAAAGAAUUUUACAUUCCCCAUAAGGCUGUAAUUAGAGAGAAUGCAGCAACCACGAAGAUGCGUAUUGUUUACGAUGCCUCUGCUACAGCCAAGGAUACAGCUCCUUCCCUUAACGAGUGUCUAGAGACAGGACUGCCCUUACAAAACCAGAUUUGGAGAGUGCUGGUCCACGGAAGAUUUCAUGCAGUAGCAAUAGCAGAAGACAUUAGAAAGGCGUUCCUUCAAGUGCGCAUCCGUGAAGAAGACAGAGACGCCUUGAGAUUUCAUUGGAUUGACAGAGAGAAUCCCGAGAAAGUACGUACGCUGCGUUUUACGCGUGCCUUGUUUGGUCUGGGCCCAUCACCCUUUCUUCUUGGGGGCGUCAUUCAGCAUCACCUCGAAAUUUGUAAGCCGGAUUAUCCCGAGACAGUACCAGAGAUUGAGAGGGGAUUGUACGUGGAUGACCUACCGACAGGCGGUCCUACAGUUGAAAAGGCGCAACAAGUCAAGAAGACUGCAACAGAAAUAUUUGCAAAGGCCACCUUCACUUUACAAAAAUGGAACUCAAACGCUAGAGAGCUAGAAUUAACCGAAGCAACUGACAGUGAAGUUGGGCUUACUUACGCUAAAGAACAGCUAGGAGAGAUACCAGGCACGUGUGGCCUUCUGGGAUUGCGAUGGAAUAAAGAAGAUGACAAAAUAGCUGUAACCUUCCCUACAGAGAUUGCUGACCCUACCAAAAGAGGUUUGCUUUGCAAAAUUGCGAAGAUCUACGACCCGAUCGGUCUUGCUGCGCCUGUAACCCUACAAGGAAAGAUUGUUUAUCGCGAUAUAUGCAAGGAAAAGACCGCAUGGGACGCAGAGAUUCCAUUACAAAUCGCAAAGAAGUGGAGCAAGUGGGAAAAUAACCUGCCUGAUCAAGUUGAAGUGCCUAGGUCCUUAGCUGUAGCCGGAGAAAAAAUCCGUGAAAUUACUCUUCAUGCCUUUGGUGAUGCAAGUGGACAGGGAUUAGCAGGAGCUGUUUAUGCAGUGGUCCAGCAACAUUCAGUGGUGAAGCAGGGACUCCUCGCAGUGAAGGCACGCAUCGCCAAAGAAGGUCUCACUAUCCCCAGACUUGAGUUAGUGGCUGGUCAUAUGGCGGCUAACUUGCUAACUAAUGUACGAGAUGCGCUGAUCGGGUUUCCAGUUAAGUCCUUGUACGCAUGGCUAGACAGUAGUGUCGCCCUACACUGGAUAAGGGGCUCCGGGGAAUAUAAGCAGUUUGUCAGCAACCGCGUCCGCAAGAUCAGAGAGAAAACUGAAAUCACAUGGAGGCAUGUACCGAGCCAAGAAAACCCUUCAGACUUAGCAAGUAGAGGAGGAGUAGUAAAGGAAGAUAACUCGUUGUGGUGGAAUGGUCUGACAUGGUUGAAGGAACAAGACAGCUGGCCGCCGGACAUCAUAACGGUUGCAAGCCCAGAAUCUAACGCAGAAGCGAAAGCCUCCAAGCAGAUUUUUGCCUUAGCAGUAGAAAGCAACGAUGUUAUGGACGAACUGUUACUAAGAUCAUCCUUUUGGCGCACAUUGAGAGUGGGGGCGUGGGUCGCACGAUUCCUGCGCAAAAGCAAAUCCCCAAGAAAUCAGAGAAUCAAAGGUCCAUUGACUACCGAGGAAAUUAACAAGCAGAGGUUGUUCUGGGAGAAGAAGACUCAAAAACAGUGGAAGGGAUCUGAUCAAUUCCAGGAAGACCAGUUAAGACCUGCAGCCAAACCGAAAGGAGGUUCUCGAGUGCCGUGGAAGAAUCCAGGGAAACUAUCCCGUCUAUCUCCCUGAUAGUGCUCUCUACACCCUGAAGUUCGUACAACGCGCUCAUGAGAUUACUCUUCAUGGGGUAGUAGGACUAACCAUGGCCAAAGUGCGAGAGUCCCAUUGGAUACCACGGUUGCGCAAACUUAUUAAACGAGUAAUCAAGCAAUGUUACGGAUGCAAACGGUUUCAGAUCGCUGCGUUCGCCAAUCCACCUCAAGGAAAUUUACCUCGUGACCGCACUGAAGGAAAUUCACCAUUUCAAGUAGUUGGUGUUGACUACGCCGGUCCCAUCAAGUACCGCACAAGCAAAAACAGAGAAGGGAAAGCCUAUAUAGUCCUGUACGCCUGUAGCCUGACACGAGCACUUUACCUAGAAAACCAAAACCUUGGAGACUAACGAGUUCAUCAGCACCCUUAAGCGCCUGAUAGCCAGAAAGGGCCGUCCAGAGAAAAUCUAUUCCGAGAACGGUAAAUCGUUCGUGGCAGCAGCGAAGUGGCUGAGAAACGUGAUGAAAGAUGAGCGCCUGCAUAACUUCCUAGCCAAAGUCGACGUCAAGUGGCAGUUCAACCUGUCCAGAGCACCCUGGUGGGGAGGUCAAUUUGAGAGGAUAGUUGGUCUUGUCAAAAGAGCCUUUAACAAGACAGUGGGAAACGGUAUGCUUACCUGGAGCGAGCUACAGGAUGUUCUUCUGGACGUUGAAGUUACCAUGAAUAACCGCCCGCUGAGCUACGUUGAAGAGGACAUUCAAUUACCCAUAUUGACCCCCAACCUGUUGCAGUUUGGCCGCCCGAAUCUAUUGCCUGAAACACAGAGCCAUCACUUGGAGAACCAAGACCUGAGAAAGCGUGCACGGUACCUGAAGAAAAUGUAAAGACGUACUAUGGGGGAGGUGGUCUUCAGAAUACCUACGAGGCUUGCGUGAGCAGCACAAUUUAAAGCACAAAGGAAGUAAGGUGGCCCUAGCUAAGGGAGAUGUUGUCAUCAUUAAAGGCGAAGAAAAGAACCGUGGAUUGUGGAAGCUAGGAAUAGUCGAAGAGCUGAUUACUGGACGAGACGGAGUUGUCAGAGGGGCUAAACUGCGAGCGGGAAGAUCUUAUCUGGAGAGACCUGUCCAACACCUUUAUCCAAUGGAGCUGUCCUGUGACAGGACAACAGCUAUGCCGAGAGCCACCCUCAGCGCUGAAGCACCAGUCUUCAGGCCGUCAAGAGACGCUGCUGUGGCAGCACGUGCCAGGAUAAAGGACGCUGCCGAACUUACUGAUGAUGACUACUGAUCUUUGAACAUUUCUAUUAGAGACAUUGCAACUAUGAUUAGAAAAAUCGAAUUGUUCAUCACUAUUCGCGAUGAACAGGGGGAGAGUGUUAUGAAGCAAGAGUGUAGCGUGAUUGCGAGAUGGCGUGAUUUUAUUUCUUUGAUUUUGUUAUUAAUAGUUUCACUCGUCUGUCAGAGCGACAGAGAACUUGAUGACAGAUCGCAUUAAAAUCUAAAGCUUAUAGAUUCAAGAAAAGUCACGAUUUUGUGUAGUGUGUGAGCGAGCCGUUGUACCGUGAGGAUCGAAGCUGUCAAAUAAACCCUAUUUUACUUUAAAACUGUGAUAUCGUGAAGAACGGCCCUUCGGCAUUCACGACAUCAUCUACAAAGUGACAGUCACGACAGCACCCAGAAAUACGAGUAACUACAUCGGCAUGGUGGAAAAUGACUUCAAAACAAGAUUCAACAACCACAAACUCUCUUUUAGAAACCAAAACCACUCACAUGACACAGUUCUUUCAAAAUACAUCUGGGAACUCAAGAACAAUGACACGACAUAUGAUAUCAAGUGGUGUAUCAUCAAGAUGGCAAACGCCUACAAGGGAAACCCGUCAUGCUGC